Messenger RNA from Penicillium cosmopolitanum, 420 nucleotides. RefSeq lists its product as uncharacterized. Gene Ontology annotation, cellular component: kinesin complex. Gene Ontology annotation, molecular function: protein binding. The transcript has a single exon. The coding region runs from base 1 to 420 and encodes 139 amino acids. The record is from RefSeq and is a predicted model, not a curated record. Lineage: Eukaryota; Fungi; Ascomycota; Eurotiomycetes; Eurotiales; Aspergillaceae.
AUGAAUAACCUGGCAUCGACAUGCUGGCAACGGGGUCGAUUACAGGAUACUGAAGCUUUGGAGGUGGAAGUGCUCACGAUUCGCAAGCGGGUGCUCGGAGAGGACCAUCCUGAGACACUGAACAGCAUGAACAAUCUAGCAACAACAUACCGAACCCAAGGCCUAUUACAAAAGGCUGAAGCACUUGAUAUGCAAGCAGUUCAUAGACGCAAGAAAUUGCUAGGAAAGGAGCAUCCUGACACGCUCAUAAGCAUAGGUAACCUAGCAUCGACGUACCGAAAACAAGGUCGAUUACAACACACCGAGGUGCUUGAGCUGCAAGUGCUUGAGGCCAACCAAAGAUUAUUAGGAGAAAAGCAUCCUUAUACACUGAUCAGCAUAAAUAACUUGGCAUCAACAUAUCAGAAACAAGACCGCUAG